Pieris napi is the source of this 4781-nucleotide messenger RNA. It is a transcript of the gene cpx, whose product is annotated as complexin. Gene Ontology annotation, biological process: regulation of neurotransmitter secretion; synaptic vesicle exocytosis; neurotransmitter transport. Bases 250 to 675 code for a protein of 141 amino acids. The transcript is spliced from 7 exons. The record is from RefSeq and is a predicted model, not a curated record. NCBI's taxonomy places the organism in Eukaryota, Metazoa, Arthropoda, Insecta, Lepidoptera, Pieridae. Gene Ontology annotation, molecular function: syntaxin binding. Gene Ontology annotation, cellular component: SNARE complex; terminal bouton.
CAGCAUGUCGCCGUAUCGAUCGACGCGAGGUAGUAGGCGCCCGGCCGCCGUACGGGGAGCACGUUAUUUGGUGUUGUUUGACCAUUGUCGCCAUAACCUCACCGCGCUACUACUCCAGUUUACAGCCUGGUAGACGGUGGGUGUACGUUCUUCACAAGAUAAUUCCAUAAGGUACGGAGCGAUACAGUCAGCUUUAUUCAGUGACCUACAAAAGAAAUACAGAUAAAUUAAUCACAAACAAAAAACAAGAUGGCGGCGUUCGUAGCAAAGCAGAUGGUGGGCAACAAGUUAAGCGCAGUUAAAGGCGCGGUUGGUGGUGACGGCGAUGACAGCGACGACAAGGAGAAGGAAGAAGAAGCGGAACGUGAACGGCAGGAGGCCAUCCGUGAAGCUGAGGAGAGACGUAAGGAGAAACAUCGCAAGAUGGAGGAAGAGAGGGAGAAGAUGCGACAAGAGAUUAGGGAUAAGUAUAAAAUCCCAAAGAAAGAGGAAAUGGUUGAGCAACAGCAACAGGAGCCAGAUAACCCUCUCAUGAGGAAGAAAAAAACUCCCGAGGAGUUGGCUGCUGAAGCGGAACUCGAAGAUCAGGACGAGUUCACGAAAUUGAAGAACACCAUCGAGACCCAGGUGAACGAGCUGAAGUCGCAGAUUGAGAGCAAAUGCGUGAUGCAGUGAGCAUCGCGGCCGAGGCUGAUCAUUCCGUCACAUCACACACACACAGUACUAACCCUCAGAACCAUUUCGCUCAAACAUUUCGUAGGAGAGAUUUGAAUUCUAAAUUAUUUCGGACGUAGUUGGCUAGUGGCGCGUUGGUGCUUGAUAAUAAGCAAUAAUAUUUUUAUACAUUCAUAAUAAAGAGCCUCGACACAACCGACCCACGUUGAUGCGUUAGGUCAAAAAGUCAUCGCUGCUGCGAUCAGACAUUAGGAUAACCUGUUUUAUAUGUUAACGCUUGUGAUAUAUUGUUAUUUAAGUGUAAAGAUGAAAAUUUUAAUACAACUUACGGUAUAAAUAGCGCGAAUAAUUUAAGAAGUCUUGCACGCGUCUAAUUCUGCUCUCUCUUCCCCUUGGACUCCGACUUACAUUAAAAUAACAAUGUAUUCGAUUGUAAUAUUUGUUUCAUCCAAAUUCCCCUCGGCUCGGUUGGCACUUGGCAGCCGGCAGUUGGCAGUUGGCACUGGGUGUGGCUUGCGCUCUUCGAUCUUCUCUCUCAGCUCUUCGACUUUGCCUCUAAAUCUUUUGCAUGUUCGCUUAUUCAAUGUGUACGGAUCGUGUCAAGUAUUCCGUUAGGAUAGUAUACCUUAUCGACCUAGCCUUAAAGUCCACAUCGAAAUUGUAAUUCAUAGUUAACAAUAUUGUUGUUAUCGAGCGUGACUCGCUCAUGUUCGUUGUCAUUUUGUUCUUGCAUGUCUAAUAUAAGAUCAAUGUUCGUUUAGUAUAUAAUAUUGUAGAUACGACACCUUGUUGUUCCGUUUGUCAGUUAGAGUAGUUGACGCGAAUCUAAUGUUUAUCGAUGUUUUAUGCUUAGAGUAAAGUUAAUGUUGUGCGAGUAAAUUUUUCGAGCGAUUGGUGUCGUACGUUUAUGAAGAUCCGCCAGCCUAUGAUUGUCCGUUUUGAAACAACUGUAUACGGAAAAUUAAUCUAUGAGUUGUAUUGCGGAUGGGAAUGCAGGUUAAUGAAUUGUAGAAUGGAUAAUUGUUCGAAUAUUAGACUCCACUUAAGCUGCAAAUGCAAAAGAUUUGUUAUCGUCAAAAGCUGUGAUAUAAGAAUAAAAUAAACUAACGCUGUGCGCCCGACGCGGCCCGACCGCUCGCGCCCUUUCAUUCUCUUACAUUAGCUCUUACGUAUUUCCCUUUUUGAUCUUUCACUAUAAUACUAUUAUCAUCUUCGAAAAGCACACUUCAACAUAGUUACGCUUUCAUAGCAAAGCUUGGACAAUUAUUGCCACCUUCAUCAUUUAUACUUUUAGGUCAAUUAAAACUACCUUUGCAAAACUCUAUUCCAUAUACACCCCAAAUGUAAAUAUGAAUCAAUAAUUUCUGAUUCUGUAUAAAGUUAUAUUUUCAGAUAUGAUACCUAUUUCUCGCAAUAUAUUUUCUUAGCUUACUUCAAUAGGUCUCGCUAACACUUCUAGCCACUCAUUAAACUCACAAUCAUCCGAUCAGGUCAAGCGACCGGUCUCUAUAAGCUAUUUAAAACUUCACAAUCUCUAAUAAUUAAGAUAAAAGUUAAAUCUUCACAGUGUACGUGUGUUAGGCUAGGGUUAAUCAUAUAUUGUAAUAGUUCUAUGUGCGCAUGACAGAUUAGCUAAACGGUUGUUCGUAGAUAUUUGGGAUAUACAAUUAUAGGCGUAAGAUUCCACCUUGUCUGUUGAAUGUUUUAAAUGAUUUUGGCAUGACCAAUUUUGAAAUUAACUUUUGGAUACAGAGCUCGAGUACUAAAUAUCUGAAAACGAAUCCAUCUUUCACUAACUUUGCCAAAAAAUAGAAGUUAUUGAAAUGGUGGCAUGAAUUUUAAUUUCUUAAAUUGACUCGCUUGAACUUUGGCUUCAGCUGCCAAUGUUUUAUUAUGAAUGUAAAAUUCUAACUGUUGAUCGACCGUAUAACUUUGAGGAUUUAUUUCAUGUUACCAAUCAUGACUACUAAUGUUUUCAGAUCUUAAUAGCUCAGCCUACGAAAUUUGUACACGUCUUAACCUUCUUGCUCUUUCCUCUAUCCCUUUCGCCUGUAGAACUAUAAUCUUCGUUGUUGGCUCUCACUACGUAGAUAUAGUUGGUUAGAGAAUUAUUUUGAUACGUAGCGAGUUUUAGAUGUAAUGUAUAUUAAUAAAUUAGCUAACUGUCACUAAUUUCAAAAAGCUCGACCGUCGCGUGUGGCUGCAUGAACAUUAAAGCUCUGAAAGUGUGACGUGUCGUUUUCUCUCAUGUGUCUUUCUUACACGUUUCAAAUAUCCACGGAUUACGAGUAGACGCUUUUAAAGCCACUGUAUGUAUGUAAGCUUUAGAUGUUUGGUGUAUAGUAACGUAUAACGAAUGAUUAUGGCAAGGUAAAUGAUUGCUUCGAAACGCGAAGGAAUUUGGGUGAUAUCAAAUGGUUGUCGCAUGUUUUUUUUAUUCGAUUUCACUUGUAUUAAGCUACUAUGUAUAUAAUUAACGGAUUUCACACACUCACACCCUAAAAUCUUUCAAGGUUAGAUGUUUACUUAAUUUUCAUUUGAUUAAACAUUUUAUAUAAAACGAGGUUUAUACAAGGUAGAUGCGUAGUAUAGAAAUAAUUAUACAUUAUUUGAUAAAUGCCGUGAGAAUUUGACUUAUUUAUUACAUUUGUAGCAUAAUUUUUAAGACCUAAAGUGAUUUGACCAAUUCUGACUUUUCCAAAACAAAACCAGUUGAGUGAUUGAUCUUAUGACUUUUAUACUCAGGGUAAUGUUACUAUUGUUGUUUUUAUAAUAAAUCUGUUUACAUUCUUUAGAAGGUGUGACUUUUUGGCCUUGCGGUGCCAAUAUCUACCGUCUUUUUAACAAUCUUGCUUUACUCUGCUCGCACUUUUCUAAUGUAUGCGGCUAUUAGAUGGCCGUUAGUACUAACACCUGCGAGAUUUCCCUCUAUUUCAAUAUGCGUGUGUGGGUUUCUAAGUAUAAAAUAAAAACUUACAAAUAUACAUACAUAUAUUGCAAUUUAUAAUAAUUUAAACGAUGAAUUAAAAGGCGUAAUAAAAACUAUACAAGAUUAAAAAAUCAGUAAACAAAAAGCAAAAACUUAGUAAGUAGACAACUUAGAGACAACGACACUUCGUACCACACUAACACAAGAGCUUCAACACACAGUAUUAAUUGAUUGUUAGAUAAAUAUUUAUAUAUUUUGUAGACUUUUCCGAAUAGUAUAGAAAUAAUUUUGAAGAACAAGGAACUGAUGUUCAAGUGCCACAGACUGCAAAAACUGCGCUUUGAAUAAUAUUUUUCCCAAAAUUAUAAUAUCUGUAUUGUCCGUAAAAGUCUUUGUUUGUAUUUAUUUAAGUAAAAUUUUCAUAGAUGAUAUUUUAAAUAGCAUUUUACGUGAAGGCAUGUACGGUUCGACGAGCCCUUUAGUCCUUGCUGCCCUUGAGAAAAAUAUUGAAACAACUUUGAGGUCUCGUUCGUCCCGGUACCUGCUUCACUUGUUCACAUAGGAUAGUUAUUUAGCCAAUUUAAGAUCACCUAGUGCGUCAGCUUUUAAUAUUAGUGACAUCUAGUGUUAAAAUUGCAAGUUUACGGAAAUUAAAACUAAAUAUUUAAAAAGUUGUGUAUAACAAAAUGUAAUUGAAUAAAUCGUAAUCCAUUAAUCAGGUAUGAACUUGGUUCAUAAGCAUGUUGUAUUGUUAUUAUAAAGAGAAGUUUGUAGUUUAUCCACGAUUAAUUAACUUAGAGUAAUGGAGGAAAACGAAAAAGGUUAUUGUUGAAAAUGUUUUUAGGUAAAUAAAUCGGAUUGAGCUUUUGUGAAAACCUUGUUGUUACUGAUAAGUUCUCAUUUUCCGAGCUCGGCCGACAGACUGCCAUUCUGUGGUCAUGCAACUAAUUAGUUUAAACUGUCUCUACUAUCACUUACGUAGUUUCGUACUAGAAUAGGCUUUUUCGCUACUUAUUGAUUUAUAUUUAACUGUUGCAAUGCAUUGUUAAAUUUAUUUACUCCUUAUUAGUUAUGUAUAAAGUUUAGAGGUAGCCAUUUUCAUAUUAACUUACUGUGAGUGUGAAAGUGGUGUAUCUACCAUGUUGUUAAAUAAUAAAUAAACUACAUUGUACCACCA